This is a messenger RNA of Paraphaeosphaeria sporulosa, 674 nucleotides long. Its product is annotated as 40S ribosomal protein S12. Gene Ontology annotation, biological process: translation. Lineage: Eukaryota; Fungi; Ascomycota; Dothideomycetes; Pleosporales; Didymosphaeriaceae. The transcript is spliced from 3 exons. Gene Ontology annotation, cellular component: ribosome; cytosolic small ribosomal subunit. Gene Ontology annotation, molecular function: structural constituent of ribosome. Bases 20 to 469 code for a protein of 149 amino acids. The record is from RefSeq and is a predicted model, not a curated record.
GACAGAUUCAGCCAUCAUCAUGUCGGACGGAGAAGACAACCAGUCCGUCGUCGCCGCCGAGGAGGUCGAGGUAUCCGCCGAUGCCUCCGCCGGAAAGGGCCAGAUGUCCGUCCUUGAGGCUCUCAAGGGCGUCCUGAAGCUCGCUCUCAUCCACGACGGCCUUGCCCGCGGUCUCCGCGAGGCGUCUAAGGCCCUCGACCGUCGCCAGGCGCACAUGUGCGUCCUGAACGAGGCCUGCGAGGAGGAGGCGUACAAGAAGCUCGUCGUUGCGCUCUGCUCUGAGCACAAGAUCCCGCUUAUCAAGGUCCCCGAUGGCAAGCAGCUUGGCGAGUGGGCCGGUCUCUGCCAGAUCGACCGCGAAGGCAACCCCCGCAAGGUCGUCAACUGCUCUUGCGUUGUCGUCCGCGAUUGGGGUGAGGAGUCCCAGGAGCGCAGCAUCCUCCUCAACUACUUCCAGACCGAGCAGUAGACGUCUCAUUCAUGACUUGAUAUCUCACGUCUUCGACAACUCUUAUCGGUUCGGUUUACGCUGCGGCUAGCAUGGCUUGGAGUACGGCAGGAUGGAUCGGAUUUGGCUGGGACGACAUGUGGGAUGAAGUUACUGAUGGAUCGUUCACGAUGCAUGGAUUUAGAUAACGGCUUCAAUGCUCGUUUCCACAAAAAAAAGGAUGUAC